Molecule: messenger RNA, 567 nt
Organism: Physella acuta
Lineage: Eukaryota; Metazoa; Mollusca; Gastropoda; Physidae
Cellular component (GO): membrane
Molecular function (GO): G protein-coupled peptide receptor activity
Source: RefSeq, a predicted model, not a curated record
AUGCUGCCUGUUAUGUUUACACCGUAUUUCAUGUUUUAUCUGGCUUGGGUGUACGACCCAGCCACCAACCGAACUCUCCUGGGCUCCGUUCCUCGGGUCAACCUUCACGACGUCAGUCCCCUGGCGUUCUUCGUCACCGACUGCUACCACUUGCUGACACCGUGUGUGACCUUCACCUUCAUCAUCGCCUGCACUGCUGUGACUGCCAGACAGCUAAAACAGAUUGGAGUCACCAGACAGUCCAUGACGUCAGGGAGUCCGAUCUCCACCAAAGAAAAGAAACUGGUCAAGAUGCUGGUCAUCGUGUCAUUGACAUUCAUCGCCUGCCUGCUGCCAACGUCGGUGACACUGACAGCCGUGGGUUUGGUGCCGGACAUGGCAGUGACCGGAAGUUAUUUUGACGUGUCACUGUUGAUCUACGAGCUGUCGUAUCUGACAGAAACUAUAAGCUCCAGCAUCAACGUGUUAGUGUACUACAGCAUGAGCAGCAAAUACAAGUCCACAGUCAAAUCAUUGUUUCAGGGCAAGGAAAAGUUGAUGAAGAUUGAAAUUAACAGUAUAUUUUAA